AGGCGGGUUUCAAUUUCAAACCCCCAACAGUCCAAGCGACGAGUCACUGGGUCGUGGGAUAAUAUUAAAAACCAUACAGUUGCCGCGUUUAUUCGAAGUGUGGCGUUAGUCAAACACAGCCCGGUGUGCUUAUCGCCGGCCGUGAUUGCGGCCCUCAGAAUCCGUGAAGAGAAGAAGAAAAGUCGCGUGCCUUCGUCUUCGCUCCAGUUUUUACGCGCCUGGUGAAAAUCUGGAUGAGAAACCGAGGCUCGGCUCGUUUGCAGCAGGUGUUGAAGAACCCGGACGCGGCGCCACAAUACAACCACUGACCUACGCUUUUUUUUUUAAAACUCCUACAAGUUAUCUGACAUAGCGAGUCAUAUCUGCAAAAAAACAACAACAUGCCGAGGUCCAACAGGCAACGAGAAUACAAACCGGGGGAUCUUGUAUUUGCUAAAAUGAAGGGCUACCCACAGUGGCCUGCGAGGAUUGACGAAUUGCCUGAAGGAGCCGUGAAGUCCCCCUCCAACAAGUAUCAGGUGUUCUUUUUUGGGACACAUGAGACGGCAUUCCUGGGGGCCAAGGAUUUGUCCCCGUACGACGAAAAUAAGGAGAAAUUUGGGAAAGCGAACAAGAGGAAAGGCUUCACUGAGGGACUCUGGGAGAUUGAGAACAACCCCACGGUCACACAUGAAGGCUAUGAGUCAUCGAAGAAGGAUAGCGCGUCAGAAGAGGCAGGGGACACCGCAAGUUUGGAGAAAGCCGAUGCCGAGGGCAGCAGUGAUGAGGAUGAAGGGGCCCUCGUCAUCGACGAGAAGAACGAGAGGGGAGGAGCCAAACGAAAAGCGGAGGAGCCCACAGAGGCGUCACCCAAGCGGCCGAAGGAUACAGAGGCAGAAGGUGAUCCCAAAGUAGACCGCUCCAAGUCUAAUGCUAAUGCUAAUGCAGAGGCUAAGCUCAAUGAUGUGGCCGAACCCAAGGCAACGGCUCCCUCCUCACAGAGCGAGUCCAAAGCAGAGGCGCAGGAAAAGGCUCCAGCAGGAGGCCAGCUAAAGGCAGACAAGCCUGUGACCGACAGAGCUUAACGGCAAGUCAGAAGAAAACAAAGAACCUUUGUUGCUUUUUUUCCUGGAAUUUAAGCAGCAGUUUACUAGUUGGAUCCCAGAUUUCAGCUGUUUAAUUAAUAGAAGAAUUUUAAAAACCUAAGUGUUUGUAUUGAGAGACAAACAAAUCCUCAUUUGCUAUUUUUGGGAUAUCAUAUAUCCCAAAAACAAAAAGUUUGCUAAUCUGAUUUCAAACAAUUGAACUGAGCAAUUUAAAGCUCAUUUAUAAAUGGGAUUUUGGUGUGUGUGUAUAUAUUUUUUAUUUCUAAGUGCAAUUACAUAAUUACAAAGACUGAAUGCUAGGUGUCAAAACAUGUUUUCAGUUUAGAGGGAAUAAACACUGAAA
Molecule: messenger RNA, 1428 nt
Organism: Gasterosteus aculeatus aculeatus (three-spined stickleback)
Lineage: Eukaryota; Metazoa; Chordata; Actinopteri; Perciformes; Gasterosteidae
Product: hepatoma-derived growth factor
Source: RefSeq, a predicted model, not a curated record